This is a messenger RNA of Syngnathoides biaculeatus (alligator pipefish), 2242 nucleotides long. RefSeq names its product leucine-rich repeat and transmembrane domain-containing protein 2-like. Lineage: Eukaryota; Metazoa; Chordata; Actinopteri; Syngnathiformes; Syngnathidae. The transcript has 4 exons. The coding region runs from base 37 to 1545 and encodes 502 amino acids. The record is from RefSeq and is a predicted model, not a curated record. Gene Ontology annotation, cellular component: extracellular matrix. Gene Ontology annotation, molecular function: protein binding.
CAAACAAGCGCACACGUAAUCGCUCAUCGCGUCCAAAUGGGCCGUCCGCGCGUGCGCACACACGCGCAGCAGCAUAUGAUGGGGGGUUGCGCGCGUGUCUCAUCUCGGACAGCGGCGUUGGCGAUGGUGACGACGAAGGGGAGGAGCAACCAGGAUAAAGUGCGCUUUUAUUUGAGCCGAGCAGCAAGUGCACCCAAACUCGGUCGGGCGAGGACCACUUCCUGUCCCUCCGCCGCGGGUGCGCGGACUUUUACAACCCGGCCAUGUGAGAAGACUCUCUGGCGUCCGAAGGCCGAGACGAGAGAAACCCUCACGUGGGCUUCUUCAAGUCUGGUUUUGGUGGGCCGCGCAGGAGCCGACCGCGCUCCGAUGGGACCCGACAUGAGGCGGACGGACCGGCGACGACAGAACCUCCCGAAGACUCUCGGUGGCCCCGUCACGGCCACCCUGGUUCUGGUGGCCCUGGCGGGUUCAGCUGGCUGCUGUCCGGGCGUGUGCACCUGCCACGGGAACACCAGCGACUGUUCCGGUCUGGGCCUGACAAGCUUGAGGCCCCUCCUGCCUCUGCUGGAUCCCGACUGCGUGACGUUGCGCCUCCUCCAGAACAACCUUUCCGCCCUGGCCGCCGAGGACUUGGGCAAACUCACGAGCCUCGAGGUCCUGGAUCUCUCCCAGAAUCGCUUCUCCAGCCUGCGCUCGGGAGUCUUCUCAAAUGCGGGCACCCUGCGUUGGCUCAACCUGUCCACCAACAUUCUCGGAGCGCUCCUGACCGCCGCGGAUGCGAGCGGCGGCGAGGGGGCGGACCGGGGCCUGGACGGGGAGGUCUUUAAGGGUCUGUGGUGGCUUCAAGGCCUGGACCUGUCCUCCAACCAUCUCCCCUGGCUGCCUAGGGGCUUGCUGGACGGACUCCGGAGGCUGUCGUGGUUGUCGUUGGCCAGGAACCGUCUGGCCGUCUUGGAGAGGGCCACCUUCGAGCCUCUGACGGGUCUUCGGCGGCUCCGCCUGGACGGGAACCCCUGGGAAUGCGACUGUAAGAUGAGGGGCUUCAAACACUGGAUGGAGUGGAUGGUCUACCGAGACUGUCUGGUGGACGCCGUGACCUGCAGUCUCCCGAGGAACUUGUUGGGCCGAGACGUCCGCCGGGUGCCGGCCGAGAUGUUCGCCCACUGCGGGCGGGGCGGCGCCGGGGAGUCGACGGCGGGAAACCCGAGCCGCCCUCCGUGCCCGGGGGGCCGUCUCGGUAGCGCCGACGAGUGCGUCCGGCAGCGCUACCGUCUGAUCAGCGUCCGACGGGCUCACGGUACGCAGAUCGUGGCGGGUGUGGUGUGCGGGACCGUGUGCGUCAUGAUGGUGGCGGCGGCCACCUACGGCUGCAUCUACGCUUCGCUGAUGGCGCGCUACCAGAGGGACCUGAGACGACGACGACGACAGCCGCUCACGGCCCGCCCCGGACCGGACGCCGACGCGGAAGGUGCCGAACCGCCGCGAGAACCGCCGCCCGAAGAGGCCUGCGGGGUGCACUGGUACCGCAUCAGCAGCUUCUGAGUUUCUGAACAUCUCGGCUACUGCGAUUCGACCUCUCCAAAAAGAGACGAUUGCGUUCAUCGUUUCGGCACGAGAGCCGAGCGUCGAGGCCGCCGUUCAAAAGUCCCUUCAGGGUGAUCAGGAGCGGAAAACUUCCUCAUUCCCUCGUUCCCUACUCCGUAAUCGCUUUCCUUUGAAGGAACGAGCUAGCCCCCAGCGACACCGCCCCCUGCGGUCCUGAUUGAGCUGCUACACUUUGUGUCAAUUCCUUGUUGUGUUCCAGAACAAAUCGUCGACAAUAAAGUGAAUUUGAUCAAAUUGAAUUUUUGACUUGAUCCAAUUGCAGUUUUGGACAAAUAAACAACCGAGCGAACUCGCCCAGAAUGGCGGAAGCGGAAAAAAGGCAAACUUGUGGCUCUCGUCCGACCUUUGAUUGAUUGAUUGAUUGAUUGGUUGACGAAUUGUUUGUUGUUCUAAAUCCAAGGAUCACAGAAGAAGUUGAUUUGGAGCGAUUGCAAUUCAUCGGGCAGGCUCAACGGAAUCCAGGCCAGUCGGGACAAUCAAUCUUUUGCAGCCGCUAUCCAGAAUGUUGAGUGCUUUGUACGAUUCUCGUGAUUUGAUUUGCAUUUUGGAAUUGUCAGGAACCGCUGAGGUUCAAGCCCCGAGUCGUUGACUUUUGUCAGAUUGAAGCGCAAGUGCAAGCGGACGGUAAAACACU